This is a messenger RNA of Drosophila elegans, 5895 nucleotides long. RefSeq lists its product as uncharacterized. The record is from RefSeq and is a predicted model, not a curated record. Gene Ontology annotation, biological process: cell population proliferation; mitotic spindle organization; cerebral cortex development. The transcript has 10 exons. Bases 267 to 4319 code for a protein of 1350 amino acids. NCBI's taxonomy places the organism in Eukaryota, Metazoa, Arthropoda, Insecta, Diptera, Drosophilidae. Gene Ontology annotation, cellular component: cytoplasm.
AUCGGGAGCCAGCGAGAAGUGUACGCGGCGACGGGUCGCGAGAAUCUCGGCAAUAUUUCCCAAUAUAAUGAAAGAGCGGAAGGCGGAAAAUCACAGUAGAGAUUUUUCCGAGUAGGCGAGACGGAAUCUGUGUCACAACGGAAAACCCGAAAAAAAGUAAAAUACACUAAAGGCCAACCAACAAAUUCGAUCGAUCCAUCGGUUUAUGGAAUCAAGUGAACCGUGAACCGUAAAUCGUCUUGAAAGUAAAUCGUGCGUAGAACAUCAUGGACUUCAUCGCGAACAUCAUGAAAAGGCCCAAGAGUAUCGCCACCACUGGCAUUACGACCACUCAGCCAGCGGGCAAGGAAGCCACAGAGGUUGCCAGUCCCGUGGAUGAUCAUCCUUCUCCAAGAGAUUGUGAUGGAGCUUCACUGAUAUCCACACACUUGGGCACGCUACUGGAGUCUGCUUCGGAGGAUCUGCUGCGAUUAGAGGAGCAGCACUGCAGCCUGCUCAUGGAUCCCAACUCAAAUACACCUUCGACCCCCGCAAUUAGCAGUGGUAGUAGGGAAACCAUCCAGCAACUCUUGAGCGAGAUAAACGUCAAUUUAAACCAAGUCAGUGCUAACGAAAUGGAGCACCUGCAGGCUAUGAGUGGCGAGCUGAAUCCGCUGGCGGUGAAGCCCAGUCCCAAACCAUCAAGCAUGGAGCAGCAGAAGGCUCUAGCCGCUGCUCUGGGCCAUCAGACGGCGGCAACAGGUUGCCCCAAGCUGGAUGCGGAUGCGGUUCCUAAGUUUGGAGGUCUUCCCGAGUUCGACGAGUCGCAAAUCCCGGAUCUGGCUUCAUUAAACACCCAAAUGGAGGCCCAUUUAAAAUCGAAUCUUACGGAUUCUGAUUGUUUUGUGGAGUGUUUAUCGCUUCAUAGCGAGCGGUAUACUGGAGAUCGCUCCGAGUUGGAGGGCUAUUCGAGUGCCCUCAACGAUGUGUUGGAGCAGCAGUUGUCUAUGACCUCGACUGGCACACUUGAGAACGAAUUUCAAGAUCCUUUGGCGGUUAGCCAGCACAACAACGUCAGCUAUGAAGCCAUGGAUGUGGAUGAUAUCAAUGAAACCAUGGAAAUGUUAAAGGAUGUCCUGGGACCCGAAGAUCAUCAACUAUUGCAAGAGCAGUUGCUAACCGAAUCUCAGCGAGUUUCAGAGAAGGUUCCAGUGCAGUUUCAUGAAAAUCUGGAGCUGGAGAAGAUAGGUGAGAUCUCGAUUCUGCAAGGCGAUUUGGAUACACAAAAGGAACUCAAGAGUCAAUUGGAAAAAUCGCCUUUAAAAGAACAAGGACAGCCGGAAGAUACUAGCGUACCAGCCCCGUGCGAGACAGAGGAAGAACAUUUUAAAAGGAAGGAAGGGAAGCUGGAGAAUUUAGACAAGGAAACAGAGCGGCUAAAUCAGGAACAGGAAAAACAGGAGUUUCAUAAAGAGCCACAAGCGAUGAUGGAGGCAAAACAACCUCAGGAAGAUAAGCAGUCUGAAAUUCCUCAGAGUCUUCAAGAAUUAAGAGAAAUUGAAGAGGAUCCCCUAGUACAUCCUAAUCAGGAGCAGGCAACUCCGGUGCCAGUAGAAACAAUAAAGAGGAAUGAGUUGGAACUAACUAACCUGGAGCAAAAUGCAUCACCAGCUUUUGAAGCCACCGAGGAUAGAAUUGCUGGUGAGGAGUUUGAGCCCAUGGAAGUGGAUGUCUCUAUGCAAGUGGAGGAGGCCACGGUGAUAAGGUCACCUCAGCAGCAGCAAUUGGAAUCCCAGGCACCUAUUUCACCUUCCCCCCACUUAGAGGUUAAGGAAACGGCUCCAUUACCUCAACCUGCCCACGAACAUCGAACUGAGCAGAAAACUGUAGUGACAGAAGAACCAUUAAAAAGGAUUCAAAUGGAGCCGUCAGAAGCAACGCUCCCAGCAGCACCUCGAUCACCCACACUUCAAGCGAAAUUUGAAGAUCUGCCCCUUUCUCCACCCAUACCCACGCAUCGGCCAAAGACAGCAGAGGAACUAGAGUUCCUAGCUCUGAAGGAGCUGCCAUUGCCCGAUGAUGUAUCUGAAGACAACUUGAAUGUACCGAUGCAGGAGGUGGAGAGGGUUGUUGAAAAGGUGCUAGAGAAGGAGCCACCACAUCACCGACCGCCAGUGGUGGCAGUCACGCCGACUAAGAUGCGAUCUAUUUCGCCCCUGUCUUUGGAUAUGGGUGGUAAUAACAUGGCAAACAACUCGGCACCCACCUCACCUAGUUUCCCCAUCAGAGGACCAGCGGAGAAACCCCACCAUUUCCCACGCUCUCCAAAAGCUCCUCCAGAACAGGAGGAUAUGCCUUACUUGGAAGAGGCUGUGGUAGAACCAUCCUUGGAUCGAAAGCAAAGCAUAUUUGAUGCUGGAGUCAUCGCUAAGGCACCAGUGGUCAUCGAGGUAACGCAACCAAGUCCAGAGAAGCAGGCACACCUUAACGAAACCUUGCCCAUGAGCGAUCUUUCGCCAACACCCUCGAAUGGAACUUUCGACAGCGGGAUGACAAUGCAGGACAAACCAGUGUCGGACACGGAAGAUAACGAGAAUUCUCUUGGAUCUGCCGAUAAUAAUCAGCGGCUAACUUUUUCUGUGAUUCAGUCAACGGCGGAAAACGAGGAGGUCAAGUCUCGUAGGACUUUCUGUAUGGAAAAGGAAAACCCACGCCGCACCUUUUGCGUGGAGCAGAAUGCAUCCCCAGCGAUGGAGGCCACCGAGGAUAUCCUGGCUGGUGACGCCAUGGAUGUUGAUAUCUCCAUGCGUGUGGAGGAGGUAACCGUCACUAAAUCACCUCAGCAAAAUCGAAAGGAAUCCCAUGCACCUGUCAUAACUUCACCACCGAUUCCCACCCAUCAAAAUCUAAAGAGAGCUCCGAUCCAUGAGAUGAAUUCGCCAACGUCACCACUGGGAAAUGCUACCGUUGUCCUGGAGGAGCAGGCCCUGUCCGCCAAGGAGCAGGCCACUCUAAGCGCCAGCGAUGAGAAGGACGAUGUUUUUGUAGAGCACUUUGGUGCUAUAUCUCCUGUGUCGGAUGACAUGUUCAAGACGCCGCAGUUUACCAGCAGCGGCUUCCAGAAUCAAGCCAAGAUGAAGGCGAAUUCUACUACUUUUUCUACCGAAAACGGAGGAAAAGCUGCUGUUGUGCAAAGCAGGCAGCGAGGUGGUGCAGCUGGCGAGGAGGCGGAGUUUUUUGACGCUGAAUUCAAGGAUGGCGCCAGCAACCAAAACUUAAUACUGAACUCAUCAGAUUUUGAUUAUUUGUACACAAAAGGCAGCAAUAAUGCGCCCAUCGAUCGCAGUUCGCUGCUGCUGAAGUUUGAUCCGCUUCUUGGAGCCCCCGUUCCCGUUAAUCACCCAAAUCAGCAGGAACAGACACUUUUGAAUAUUCUGGGAUCAAACCAGAACCAGAAUCAGAACAGAAACCUCAGUCCCACAUUGGAGGAGCACGAGACAAGUGGUGGUAACCAGUCGUUUGGAAUCGAAGCAAGUGCCAAAGAUACCGCCAAAAAGUUGGAUUUUAAGCCACCUGUGGAUAGGACAAAAAAGCAUGUUAAAAUGAGUGUGGACGUCAUUGAUAACGAUUGCAACAAAACCUUCGAUAAUUCCAACCUUAAUACGGAGGACAAGUCCCAUAACUACAACAACAUGGAUGAGCUAGAGAAGAAAAUCAAAAAUGAAGUAACAAGGUCCGAAGACAUUGAAAAGAAGCUGAAGGAGGGAGAACAACGCGAGGAAGCGCUGAUCAAACGUAUAACAGAAAAGGAUAAAAUUAAUGCAAAACUGAACGGCGUCAUUGAGGCGUAUGAGAAGGCCAUUGCGGAGCUGAUUAGUGAGAAGGAGCAGCAGGCGCAGCUGCACGAGCGGCAGAUGCAAGAAGUGCAGGCAGACCGGGAUGCCAAUUACCAUCACUUAACGUCGCUGGAAACGACGUUCUCCGAUCUGCAUGUGAAAUAUGAGAAGAGCAAGGAGAUGACCUCACAGCUCAAAAGCAACGAGGAGUCGCUUCUGGCAGAGCGGAAGCAGAUGAUGGACAAUCUGCGGUUGCAGGAGCAGCGGUACGACAAGAUGAAGAAUCAUGCCAUGCAGCAGCUGGAAAUUGCAAAUAAAAAGCUAGAUACCUACGCGAGGGAGCAUGCGGACGAGUCGAAAAAACUGAAAGCUUUACUCAAGAAGGAGGAGGUCUCACGGGUUUCCAUGGCGGAGCAACUGCAGCAGAAGUCGCGCGAGAACGCCGAUCUGCUCAAGAUUUGCGAGGAGCUCAUCUACGGCAAGGGACAAGGUGGUAGUAGUUAAACUCAACCCGCGGGUUGCCCGGAAUGUAUUUUAUAUGUUGCUGUAAAAUCGCACACACCCUCAUCACAACACUCUCUCAUCCGGCAUGUGGAGCCCAUCUUGCAGCAUGUCCGUAGAUCUGUAACAGCGCCUCUAUCAUCGUCAUCUCCAUUUGUAUCAUGGUGUAAUAACUGCUCGGUUGCGUGCUCUUAACUGAAUAAGAAAAUGCAAAAGCACAAUUGUAUCAUUUUGCCUACUCCACUACUGUUGAAUUUCAAGAUAUACAACAUCUAACGAUCCGACGCAUAUUAUACUUUUUCUAGAUUUUUAGUUGACCCGUAAACACUCACUCACACAAGUCACAGGCAGACCCAUUGCGUUCCGUUUUGAGUUCCACUCGCCUUACGGGUCUGGUUGCCCGGCAUAUGUUACUAAUUCUCUAUCGAAUCUGUCUACUGAUUUAUGUUCUAUGAUAUUACCUGGCGGUGAGUUCUGCCCGAGAACUGUAUUGCGUUUGUUUGGUUUAGAAAUUGGCCAGCGAGCAAAUCGAUAAUGUGCAACGGCAGCUAAUUCAACAUAAAAAUGCAAAUUAUAGUGAACAGCGUUUGCUUGAGGCGCGCCUUUAUUAAUUGUUUAAGUUUAAAUUUAGUUUAAUUUAAUUGAAAAAAAUGUAAAAGUCGUACUAAGAAUAACUCUGUAUUACAUACUAGUACUAAAACAAGAAAGCGUAAAAAACAAGAAUCAUUCAAAAUACACGCAAAAAAAAUUUAUUUAUGCAUAAAAUACCUUUUUGUUUGCUUCGUGAAACGCUUGAAAUUAGAUUUGCCCAAAAUUGGAGGAGCUUGCCUUAUGGGACUAAAACACAGUGAAACAAACCGAAUGAGCUGAAAGCCCACACCAUUUUCAUUUAUACAUUUUUCCAUUACAAUUUUUUUUUAAUUUUUAAAAAUUGACUUGUUGCAAUAUAUAAAAUUGCUUUUGAUGAAAAUUGUAGCUUAAUAAAAAUAGGUCAUGUGUAGGGCUUUUUUUAUUCGACAUAUGUAAAAUUCAAAAUUUAUUUAUACUGCGAGCACGAGCCAACUCUUAAAUUAAUUAUAAACACUUUCAUCUUGCCAAGCUUUACGAACAGCACAACACCAGUGAACCCGUUGAGAACUCUUAAUGAAUUUUACUUCCAUUUAUGACAUUUACUGUACUCUAAGAACAAAAUAAAAUUGUUGAUCACUCAAAAGGGAAGUGAAGAAAAAACAAAUGGAGAAUUGUAUACAAAUUUGUACCCAGUCCAUAUAUUCAGAAAAAAUGCUACUUCAUAAUAUAUACAGCAAACAUAUAUAUUUUUCUAAAGUAGAAAACACAGACGAAACACUGAGACACACACAUGCGCUUUUAGGGAUCGUUUUCGAGGAAAGCCCGGAAUAAAAUAUGUAGUUUGACAUUUGAAAUCAAAUGGAUAAUAUAUCAAUGCGCUGUAAAAACACAUUAAUAGUAUUAAAACAUGCCAGCACAUAUGACUUACGAUGUGCUGAGCAUGUAAUGUACGUAAAGGUGAUCGAACGAGUUGCAUAAUUCAAUAAAUAAAAUAUGUAAUUGCAAUAAA